AAAGAAUCCCUCGCAGAGACUGGCUUGAAGUCAAUGCUGAAAGCUCACACAGUAAACAUCACCGAGCAUUUCUCUUUCUCAUUCUUUCAAGCACAUACACUCAGACGUGGAAGUUAGCAGAUGAAAGGAGAUAAGUCUGGGGAAAGAAGAACAAAAUAAUGGAUGUUCAAAAAAGGAUAAGUUCUCAGCUUCAAGCCUGGACUGUCAUACUGCUUCUCGGCACAGUUACAAAAGGUCAGGCUGUGGAACUGAAGGUAUCCAGUGAUCACACAGUGUACACGUGUCCAGAAGGACUUAAUGUCACCUUUAAGUGCAGCCUCUCUGGACACCUCAAGGACAGGCAUGACUUCUUGGCCAAAUUUUGGUACUUCAGCCACAGCAAGAAUGAUACAUGUGCAGAGAAGAUUCAUAUCCGUAACACUUCAUUCAGACGGGACAACCACCAUCAGCACAAGGCACAGGGAGUCUACAUGAAUUCCGAUCACAGGGGAACAUUCUGGGUCACCCUGACUAGAUUGGUACAAGAUGACCAGGGAAUUUACUGCUGCGUUGUACACGAGCUACACAGAUUGCCAGAAAACAAGCCACACUCAAAGAUUGAACUAACUGUAUACGGGACCAUGGAGCUCAAGGUUGUACGUGCAAAUGGAACUCAGUCCUCAAAUCAAGAGUGCACCUUUCAAGAUGCUGUUGGAGAAUCAGACUCAGAAGCCACCACAGCUAUUGCACUGGCCACAUUGGGAUGUGUGAUCACCAUCUUGUCGCUUCCCUUGAUUCUGUUGCUCAUAUACAAACAGAGGCAGGAGACAGUCACCAGGAGAAGAGCCCACGAGCUUGUCCGAAUGGACAGUGAGGCUGUAGGAGUGGAGAAUCCAGUAUUUGAGGAAAUCCCAGUGCAAAAUCCAGAAAUGAAGCCAAGAGCACCAGCUAUCAGUAGCCGAAUUCAGUCCGAAUCCGGUCAACACCUUCUCUCCGAGCCCAACACCCCACUUUCCCCUGAGCCAAUGCCGCGAUUCUUCCCAGUACUGGAACUAGUGCCAGACUCUCCGAAAUGACGCAGGCACACUUGGCUUGUCCCAUAAAUGGGGCCUUGGUUGGAGCAGAUAAGCAGAGGUGGUGCGAGUUGUCAGAAUACCAUUGCAAACGGCGACACAAACAAUGAAAUAUAUUCCACCCAAAACUGGCAGUAAUAGAUGGCAAUCAGGCUAAGUUGGAAAAUCAGGACCAACGCUCCUAGUCCAAUUCAAGUUCCGACAGAGAUGUGAAUGAAGGACUAUGUAGCGGCACAUUAUGUUUUACUAACAGGGAGUCAACGUCUAUACUUGUGGUAAUGACUGUACGAUUAUCAAUUAUUAGUACACCAGAACAGUCAUAAAGUUUACUGAUGUAAGCGAGGUAACCCGGUUACAAAAUUUGGCUCGUUAGGGAAUGCUGAUUACUGCAUUUGCCUCUGCGUUGAAUAUCUGUAUGUGCUUUCCUUUAGUCCUUCUCCCUCUCCUUUCCUCCUGACCAGUGACACCCAGCCAUGGGCAUAAAGCUGUCUAACUCUCAACCUCCAGAGGGACGCUCGAAACCCUGCAUUCGGGAAGACCAAGUCUCUGCCGGAAGCUAUUGCUUUGACUCCCAAGGUCCUUGUCCUGUCACAAUUAACAGCCUCUGAUAUGCGCGCAAAGUGCAAAGUUCACUGCUUGGGCAAUGUUGCUUCAGUUUUAUCAGGGAAAAAAAAACCCUUAAAAAUGAACACUUUUAUUCAACCACAACCAUAGCUCCAGGACAUGUUACACUUUCCUCAUUUGCUUCUUGGGUUAAUGCGGGUGGCAUGGGAGUGAAGCUGACAAAGCUGCUGCCUCACAGCUCCAGCACUCAGGUUCAAUCCUGACCUCCAUGCAGUCUGUGUGGAGUUUUCACAUUCCCCGUUACCGAGUUGGUUCCCCCCUGGUGCUCCAGUUUCCUUCCACAUCCCAAGUCUGUGGGUUAGUAGGUUAAUUGGGCCAUUGUAAAUUUCCCCUUUUGUGUAGGUGGGUGCUAGAAUCAGGGGAGAGUUGACGGGAAUAUAGAGAGAAUAAAAAGUUGGAUUUAGCAUAAAUUGGUGCGGAAGGCCUCCUUUGUGCUGUGUUUGAGCAUUUUCUACAGUGACAUGUGGAAUUGGAGUUUGAGUAGGGAAGGGAGGGAAAGAGAUGAGAGACUUGGGCCCAACACGAGAAAAACAUCUAUUUCUACAGCUGGUGGGCAUUGCAGGAUUUACAUUCAAGUUCCAAUGUCAGUGUGAGUGCUGGCUUCUCAACAACAACAUAGCUGCCUCACCAAUUAAGAACAGCAAUUGGAGCAAAUAGUUGCAAGUGCAGGAAAUCCUUAAAAAAACAGAAAAUGCUGAAAUCAGCAGGUCAAGCAGCAUCAAUGGGAAAAGAAACAUAUUCAACAUUCCAUGUCAAGAACUCUUCAUCAGAAUCCGGAGUGAGAAAACAAUCAGGUUUUAAGCUGCGGAGAAGGGGACGAGUGGAGAGGGAACGUCUGUGACAGGGUGCAGACCAAUGUUGUCAUUACUUUUAAAAGAGAAAGGUGCGAAUGAAAAAGGAGAAACAGAAAGGUGCAGCCACAUCUGUUGCAGUAAGAGAAAAGAAGAUGGGUCGUUACUUGUAAUUGUCAGUUUAAUUCUUUGUCCCACUCCUACUUUGAUUUCUCUUUCUGUACCCUUCUACAUUGCUUCAACAAUGCCCAAAGCAAGCUGGAAGAAAAGCACCUCAUCCUCCAUCUGGGUAUAUGGCAGCUCUUGGGACUUGAUACUGAAUUUAUCAAUUUCAGGUAACCACCUUUUGUUUCUCUCCACAAAUGCGGCUUUAAGUUUCUGUUUCACUUUAUCUCUUCACUUUUAUCUUCUGUCCCUAACUGCCAAUUUUUAGAACAAUUGCCAUCUUGACAACCUUGGUUUCCAUCUGUCGCAGAGUUUCCAUCUGUCCUCUCCAGCUCUUCUCCUCUCUCUUGCUAUGCAACUUAAAGAACCCUUGUUUUCUCACUUUUCCAGUUCUGAUUUAAGGGUCUUCGUCCUGAAUAGAUAACUGUUUCUCUCCUUGUGGAUGCUGCCUGAUCUACUGAGUGCUUCCAGUUUAAAUAUUUUUCCCAGUGACGUACCAUAAACCUUCAUGAGGCAGCACUGCCUUUUCAACGCAAUGCUGGCCUCAAUUGACUGUGCCAUUCUCUGGAGUUAGGGUGGUCAGGGUUACAAAUCACUUUCAAAAACACUCUCCAAUAGGUGUGAUGCCAUCUCUACUUGUAAGGGGGGCAUUUGUGCAGCAGUUAAGAUACUAGAUCUGCAACAUGAGUUCUGGGCCAAUGAUCCAGAGACAUGAACUCAAAUCCCACCAAAGCAGCUCAGGAAUUCAAAUUCAACUAAUUAAUAAUAUGCAAUUCAUAGAAACCCAACAAGAGUAUUCACAAAUCCAUUUGGAAAUUCCAUUUGGUUCACUAAUCUGUUGUCCUCACACAGUCCAUCCCAUAUGUGAUGUCAAACUCACCAAUGUGGUUAACUCUUAACUAUCUCAUCAGUCCAGGGGUAAUUAGGAACAGGCAGUAAAUACUGGUAUCACCAAUGGCAUGUAAACAAACAAGCAAAAAUUAUAAAAUGCUAUUUACCAGGAUAACAGUUGACAGCAAUAGUGACAUUAAAUUUUUUCUUUUGUACAGAACUGAAAAACUCUGUUUUUAGGAAAAUGUUACUGACUGAUUGAAGCAAUCUUAGAUGGAAGUGAUAGAACUUGAUGCAGAUAGUUAUGGGUCACUUUUAAUGUAUCUGGUCCAUGGUGUUAAGCACAGAUAUCUGGGAAGGUUAGAGGGGUGGAGGAGAUAGAGAGAAAAAGCAAGGGAAUUGAGAUUGUGUUGCCUUUCAUUCGAAGGACUCCACCCUGUAUUAUGUUGCCUUCAGAACCAAGAUCAAUUAUCGGGAAGAUGUGACCAUCAAAAAUAAUUAUGACUGCUGAUAAGACCGGUCUCAGUCGGUUGUACAGGGGAAUUCAUGGUCAUACAGCAUGGUGUAGUGCUAAAGUUAAAUGAGACUGCUAACAUUCCUGUUUCAUCUUUAAUAACCACUUUAAUAAUCUCUAGAAAAUAGAUUAUUAAGACUAAUGUACUAAUUUAACACAGAUAAUCAGACAUCAGGAGAUGACACAAUCAGCUGAUUUCUCAUGGUAAAUCAGUUAAUAUUUCAUGGACAAGAACACUGUCCAAUGAUUAUAUUUAAGAUGAUGAAUGGGAGUGUCCUGAUGAGUGAGCCAGGGUAGCAUUACAGGUUGGAAAGCUCAUGGGGUGGGAGGGGCAUCUUUUCUUGGUCAAUAGCAUUAAGCAUCUAUCUGCUGUGCAUUUGAUUCCAUUGAAUUCGACAGCAGCAAAUGGCUGAAGUUUAUUACAGAUGGCAGCUGACAUUCACCCAUGCACUUAGUGGUGGUAACUAAAGAUGAAUUUCUCCCUCCAACUUUCCACCUUUCUUCUGUUGACAAGUCAAAGUUGAUAUGAACCGGGGAGCAAAACUGAUUGCUUUGUGCAAGAUCUCCAUUGGUAUGUUUUAACUAUAAAUAACUACACUGUUGGUUGACAGGAGUAGGGUAGGGGGAAUCAUAGCUGACAGGCUCACAUUGUAAUUUGCCAUCCACUGCUCCCGUGCUUCAAUCAUUCCCUCCCAUUCCUGGCUGAUCUUCACAGUGUCAGCCACGACUCACUUCUAAAGACCCAUCAAGGUCACUGCAGGAGUGCUGCCCAGUCCGCAGGGGAUGGAAGAGAUCCCACAGCACUACUUCAAAGACCAUGAGGCGAGUCUUUGUCAAUAUUCAAUUCCAACUUUUAAUGUAGGUCGUCUGCAAAAGUAAAGCCACAUCUAGCAUCAUGUUAAUUGCCAAAAAAGGAAAAACAAAAGCAGACACCAAGUGGAUAGUCACCCAUUAAUAUAACAGCCAGAGUCCAGACUGUUCAAGAUGUUAGUUAUUAUGUAAUAUCAUCUGAUGUGUUGCCCACAAAUAAAUAAUUGAAUAAUUAACAAGCAUUAUAAAGAAUUAAAACCACAAGAGCACAAAAUCUAAAAUAAGAUAAAAUAAACACCAUCUUCAUGCCAAUAUGUGGCAAAUGCAUUUCCUGUAUGACAACAGUGAUACUUCCAAAGUACCUCAUUGGCUAUAAAGUGCUUUGGAGCACCUUAGAAGGGAUGUGAAAGGUGCUGUAGAAAUUUAAGUCACUAUUUCCUUCAAGGUGAUGUCCAAACGGCAUGAAUACAUGCAGCAACUUUAAUACAGUUAACUGUUCUAAGGCACUGUUUGAGGAGGUUUAUCAGACAAGAUCAGAGAUGCCGUUGCAAUUACUGAGCCAUGCCUGACACCUCAGGCUGCACGUCACAUUGAAGUGAGCACACCUACCCAACGGAGCAAAAGAAAUGGAAAUUAUUACACAUUAAAUAGAACAUAGAAUAGUACAACACAGGAACAGGGCCCACAAUGUCUAUGCUGAACACGAUGCCAAAUUAAACUAAAUCUCUUCUGCUUGCAUAGUAUCCAUAUCCUUCAAUUCUCUGCACAUUCAUGUGUCUAUCUAAAAGCUUCUUAAACACCACGAUCAUCUCUGCUUCCACCACCAUCCCUGCCAGCCCAUUCCAGGCACUCACCACUUUGUGUGUAAAAAAAAAACUUGCCCCGUGCAUCUCCUUUAAACUUGCCCCCUCUCACCUUUAAUACAUGUCCUCUAGUACUUGACAUUUCUACCCUGGGAAAAAAGUUCUGACUGAAUAAAUAUCUCAAAUAUAAAUGUUUAAAAUGCACGGCAGGCUCAUCAGCAUCUGUAAGGAGAUUUAUGAGGAUGUUUCUAGCUUUGUAGAAUUUUAGUUAUGAGGAAUGGUUGACAUGGGAGGUUAUUUUCUUUGCAACAGAGGAUCAUGGAGGGAAAUUUAAAAUGACGAGGCAUAUUUCCUUCAACAGAGAGGUUAACAACUUAGGGCAUGGUUUAAGAUAAUUAGUAGAAAAAUCAGAGGACAGCCUAAGAAAAAUGUGAAGUGUGGUGGGGACUGGAACUUACUGCCUGAAACCCUCUUGAAAUGGAUGAGCUGUAACCAAUAGGACCUCACACCAAGAGUGUGGAUGCCAUGGACUCGGUGCCUCCUCUGUGCUCUCCAGGAUUCCCGACAGUGGGAAGACCAGGUUAAGGUUUUGAGUGCCCAAACUCUAUCCGAACUCUUCCUGAACUAUUUGCCUGUCUUCAUCCUUCCGAUGCUAUCAAACCUGCUAUAUAUUUCCAGAAUUUUGUAUUCGUAAUGGUGCAGUUUGUUGAGGCUGGUGGCAGUGAACCUUCAAACAUGAUUGAAGCAGUCUUGGUUUCUCUACCAAUCAAGUCAGUGGAAAGUGUAAAAUCUACUGGGGCUUACUUAAAGUAUUUUCCUGCAAGUUAUGUUGCACUUGAAAAUGAUCAUAAUUCUAGGCAUUUUACUUAAAUGCUGAAUAAGGAAAGAGUACUUAUAUCAACGUUUUCAACUUCCAUUUUCUAAUGUCCUAAAACAGCUAAUAAAGAGCACUUUUGAAGUUAAGUGCCUUUUGUGAUGAAGCAAGUAUAAGGGCUAAUUUGUAACACUGCAAGGUCCCACAAACAGUUGAUAGGACCCCUGUCUCCAAAUCUCUAUUCAUCCAAAGUCCACAUCAGGAACCUCUGUUCAAGGAUUCACAUUGGAUUCCUCGUCUGGUACUGUCUUUUGGAUGCAGUGCUCCAAUGAGUCUCUGUCUUCCUCUGCAUAAAGCAUUAUUUGAGGAGCUGUACUGGCCUUUAUUUAUCCCUCAUCUGAAACCUAUCCAGCCAUUUCUUCUUUCCUGUUUACAGGAGCACAAAUUAAUUCCUGUAUUUUUGACUUAAGCAGCACUUCAUACAUACUUUAUUGGCUAUGAAGUGGUUUGCAAAAUCCAGUGGUGGUGAAAAUUACUAUUUUAAUGCAAAUUCUACUUUGGAUGUUUAAAUAUGCCGUGGUGCUCUUCCAGGAAGAAUUCUCAUGGUAGCUUGGCCAACAUUCCUCUUUCAACCACAUGCACAUUGACUGUCCAUGGAAGUAUUUGGUGGGAGAUGGGAAAUGGUUGCCUUAUUUGUUGACAUAUGCUGUUCCAUUCAAAUGUUUGUAUAUAAGUAAGAGAUAUUGUACAUAACUGCGAGCCCAUCUGUCCAAGUUAAGGACCAAGGACAACUUUUGUACCUGUUCUAAACUGUCCAUUACUCAUUAAAGCCAUGCCUCAACGGGAAAGGACUUCGCACGGGUAUUCUUGUUGCCAAGAUGGUCAACCUUCACACUGGUAUAUUGGGAAAAGCAUGGCAUUACAGGAGGGGAGACUCAAUAGAACAAAUAAGCACCUUAAAAUUCACCCCAUCCCUUUUCUGUUAUGAGAUUAUUUUAAAUUUAAGUUGGUAAAUAUUAUUUCCUUUUGAAAAAAAAUCAGAACUUUUCCAUGGACACACUGCAAUACUGUCAAAAGUCCUCAUCAACACGUGGCAGGCUCUUCAGAAGAAGUUAAAUCUGACCACUUUUGCUCUGAACAGAUAAAUUGUGCAUGUACAUGCACAUAUGCAUGAGCUUAUUGGUUAUUUGGGAAAGGUUGUGGGGGAGACAUCGUCUUGCCACCUCCACACCCCAUGUAUGCUUGAGGUUGGGGUGGGGAGAAAUGACCCAAGAAUAAAAGACAACUUAAAGUGGCUGAGAAUCCAUUGUUCAUAAAGCAUGUAGUUACCAGAUCCUAGUUCAGUAAUUCUUCUUGAAAUGAAUGCUCUGCCUCUUUCCCUUCAGUGUACAAUUACAAAUAUCAAAUGCCCUUGGACACCGUGCAUGGAUUAUAUUUUUAUGUAACAAAUGUACAAUGUAUUUUUUUAACCAGACGUGUUAAUUAUUCAGAAAUAUGUAAGUUACUUUGAACAUAAGUCUUUUGUUAUUACUUUUCUAAAGUUUAAAGAUGUAACAUUUUUAUAUCAAAAUUAGCUUUAUAGAAAUUGAAAGGAUUUAACAAAUAAAAGUUCCUGUUCUGCUUUCA
Pristis pectinata (smalltooth sawfish) is the source of this 8030-nucleotide messenger RNA. It is a transcript of the gene vsir, whose product is annotated as V-set immunoregulatory receptor. Gene Ontology annotation, biological process: negative regulation of CD4-positive, alpha-beta T cell proliferation; regulation of immune response; positive regulation of regulatory T cell differentiation. The transcript is spliced from 7 exons. Bases 159 to 1055 code for a protein of 298 amino acids. The record is from RefSeq and is a predicted model, not a curated record. Gene Ontology annotation, cellular component: plasma membrane. NCBI's taxonomy places the organism in Eukaryota, Metazoa, Chordata, Chondrichthyes, Rhinopristiformes, Pristidae.